Prosopis cineraria is the source of this 3270-nucleotide messenger RNA. Its product is annotated as probable receptor-like protein kinase At5g61350. Gene Ontology annotation, biological process: protein autophosphorylation. Gene Ontology annotation, molecular function: transmembrane receptor protein tyrosine kinase activity; ATP binding. The transcript has a single exon. Gene Ontology annotation, cellular component: plasma membrane; plasmodesma. Bases 218 to 2851 code for a protein of 877 amino acids. The record is from RefSeq and is a predicted model, not a curated record. Lineage: Eukaryota; Viridiplantae; Streptophyta; Magnoliopsida; Fabales; Fabaceae.
AACGCAUAACUAGGUUCUCCUUCGGUCCUUCCUCAUUGCAUUCAGUUUUACCCAGUCUCCAAAAGCUCUGAAGAAAAAGUAAAUGCUUUCCCGCUCAAUAUCUUCUUCUGUUUUCCCACAACGGCCAUCCUUCUGUUAGGUUUUCUUCCAACCUGUCAUCUAUGUCCUUCUUCCCCAUUUCCCCCUCAUCCCCCCGCCAUCUCUGCCCCUCGGAAAUAUGGCCGGAGGGUUUACGUCGGCGGUGGUAAUUCACUCUCACUCUUCCCUCCUCCUUUUUCUUCCCCUCUUCCUCCUCCUCCUCCUCCUCUUUUCCCCUUCCAAUGCUACUUCCAUUACUAGCCUUUUCUCGCCUCCUGUUAAUUAUCUCAUUGAUUGUGGCUCCUCUACCCAGACCCUUCUCCAAGAUGGAAGAACCUUCAGGUCUGAUCGCGAUUCCUCUUCUCUUCUCUCCACUGACGAGGACAUCCAAACUUCCGUCGACUCCAUCAACCUCAACGCUUCCUCCUCUGUUCCUCCUACCUCACUCCCUUUAUUCAACAGUGCCAGAAUUUUUACGGAUGAAUCCACCUACACUUUCUAUAUCUCCAAGAUGGGUCGACUUUGGGUUCGUCUUUACUUCUUCCCGCUUCCGCAUCCUUCUUAUAAUCUCACCCAGGCCGUUUUCACCGUCCAAACUGAUCGAUUUGUUCUCUUGCAUGACUUCUCUAUCACCGACAAUACCUCCUUUGUGUUCAAAGAGUACCUCCUUAAUGUCUCUGACAGUAGAUUCUCCUUAAAAUUCUUACCCAAGAAGAAAUCUCUCGCUUUCAUCAACGGCAUUGAGGUUGUCACAGCCCCUGACCCUCUUAUCCUUGACACUGCUAUUUCUGUUUUCCCACCGGGAAAUUUUCAUGGGAUCUUUAAUUACGCUCUUCAGGUAUGUUACAGAGUUAACGUUGGAGGUCCACCCAUGGCUCCAAACAGAGACCCCUUGUUAAGAUCAUGGGAGACUGAUGCUUCCUAUAAUGUAUUCCCACAAGGGUCACAGAAUGUCUCUGUUUCGACAAAAAUCAUCAAAUACCCACAAAAUGGUGAGGUCACUCCAUUGAUUGCUCCGAGCUCUGUUUAUUCUUCAGCUAUGGUAAUGAAAGAUCCUAAAGUGAACCAGCCCAAUUUCAACCUCUCAUGGAGAAUGAACGCAGACCAGAGUUUCUCCUACUUGAUAAGGUUGCACUUCUGCGACAUUGUAAGCCAAAACCUUAGCCAAUUAUACUUCAAUGUUUACCUAAACGAGAUGAUGGGAGCUGCAAGUUUAGAUCUUUCCUCUGAAACCAAAGCUCUAGCCACUGCUUUUUACCAGGACUUCGUCCUUAAUUCAUCCGCUAUUACAAAUGGGUCUAUUUUGGUACAAGUGGGUCCCGCGAAUCUCCAGCAAGGGAUACCCAAUGCGAUCCUGAAUGGAUUCGAAGUGAUAAAGAUGAGCAAUAUGGCUAAUAGCUUGGAUGGAUUUUUCUCUGUUGAUGGGAAAUACAAGGGUCCGAACGCAAACACCUUGGCUUUGAAAGUGGCUGCAGCUAUUGGGUUGGGAUUCUCUAUGACAGCGAUGUUUCUUGUUGCGGUGAUCUGCUUCCGAUGGCGACAGAGGCCUCAUGGGUGGGAAAGUAAAGAUAGCUUCUCGUCAUGGCUUCUUCCGAUUCAAUCCACCCAUCCUGGGAGCUUAUGUUCUGCUUUAAGCAAAAGCAGCUCUAGAAGGUCAAGCAUAUUUGGUUCUCGCAAGAGCAGAAGCGGCUACUCUGGAUACUUAACACCGACUGGGAUCGGACGGUUCUUUCCUUUUGAUGAACUCCGAAAAGCCACAAAUAAUUUCGUUGAAAAGGCAGUGAUCGGCGUGGGAGGCUUCGGAAAAGUCUAUCUUGGGACUUUAGAAGAUGGGACAAAAGUUGCCAUAAAACGAGGAAACCCUAGUUCAGAACAAGGCAUAAACGAGUUCAGAACAGAGAUAGACAUGCUCUCAAAACUCCGACACCGACAUUUAGUUUCCUUAAUGGGUUUCUGUGACGAGAACUCAGAGAUGAUUCUUGUCUACGAAUACAUGGCCAACGGCCCUUUUCGUUCUCAUCUCUACGGCUCCAACCUACCUCCAUUAUCGUGGAAACAGAGGCUUGAAAUCUGUAUAGGUUCUGCUCGUGGCCUUCACUAUCUUCACACAGGUGCAGCACAGAGCAUCAUUCACCGAGAUGUGAAAACAACUAACAUUCUCUUGGACGAAAACUUGGUGGCUAAAGUUGCAGACUUUGGGUUGUCCAAGGCAAACCCAGAGAAAACCCACGUGAGUACAGCAGUGAAGGGUAGUUUUGGAUACCUCGAUCCUCAGUACUUUAGAAGUCAGCAAUUAACUGAGAAAUCCGAUGUUUAUUCUUUCGGGGUCGUGCUUAUGGAAGUACUGUGUGCGAGGCCUGUGCUUGACCCGACACUUCCUAGGGAACAAGUGAAUUUAGCGGAUUGGGCGUUGCAGCAACAUAGGAGAGGCAUGCUUUAUAAGAUCAUCGAUCCUCGUAUCGCCGACACAAUUGCCUGUGGGUCGUUGAACAAGUUUGUGGAAGCUGCGGAGAAGUGUCUGGAGGAUAAUGGAGCGGAUAGGCCUACCAUGGGUGAUGUGUUGUGGAAUUUGGAGUAUGCUUUGCAGCUUCAGGAAGCUGUUUCGAAGAUCGAUACUAAUGAAGACACGACAGCGAAUUCGAUUGCGUUAGAACAAGCUAAUGAGAGUGGCGAGAAAGGAGAUCACUCUGGCACUCAAGCAACUGAAGAAUCUGAUGUGACCGAUGUUGAUUCUAUGAUGUUGUCUCAGAUCGCUCACUUCGAAGGAAGGUAAUUAAUGUGGGAUAUUCGUGACAUGCUGGAAAGAAUCUGAGAUCAAAUCUUGAUAUGCCAUAGUCGACCUUGCAAGUUAUGCAAGAUCUGAAGGGUUUGUUUCGUCUAGUCCCUGUCUUCAUGUUACUAAGGAAGACUUGAACGUACUUUUCAUGUCAUCUCGCAAGUCUCGGGUCGGUGCCUGGACAAGAACAUCUUGGGGUUGUGCCUUGUUUUGCUGUUCAACUUAUGGGUCCAAAAUGAUGAAUUGGUAUACGGUGACGAAUGCACUGGUGCAGAGAGUUGUACGUAUGGCUAUGUUGUGUAGUGUAUUUUUUAUUUUUUUUUAUAAAUUUUGUUGCCAGUGAUAUUAGGUAGUAUGCUCAGCAUGUUAGCACUUGGGUUGGUUUCUUCCUUCCUAAAUCCUAAUCAUUUAAUUUG